Messenger RNA from Sitodiplosis mosellana (orange wheat blossom midge), 655 nucleotides. Its product is annotated as chymotrypsin-1-like. Gene Ontology annotation, biological process: proteolysis. NCBI's taxonomy places the organism in Eukaryota, Metazoa, Arthropoda, Insecta, Diptera, Cecidomyiidae. Gene Ontology annotation, molecular function: serine-type endopeptidase activity. The transcript has 3 exons. The annotation marks the transcript as partial. The record is from RefSeq and is a predicted model, not a curated record.
AUGAAGGUGAAACUGUUGAUUGUUCUAUGUAUUCUGAAAUUAUCAUCAUGUGACUUAGAAUACAGUCUCAAAGGUGUGUAUUGGCACAUCUUCACAUGGGAAAAUAUUCGAACUUUAUCACAUUUCAAUACUAACGUAGAUAUCUCACCUCGUAUCGUGGGUGGAUCACCGGCUUAUGAUGGCCAAGCUCCAUACCAGUGCUCCGUACAGAAAAUACGAACCGGCUCUCACUUUUGUGGAUGUGCAAUUAUAUCUGAUCGUUGGGUUGUUACAGCUGGGCAUUGUAUUGUUUUCAGCGCAAAUGAUAUUCAAAUAAGAGUUGGAUCGCACAAGAAGAGUUCGGGUGGUCAAGUCCUUAAGGUGUUAGAAACAAUUAGACACCCGGAGUAUAAAGAAGAUGUACAUUUGACCCGUAAUGAUAUUGGUUUGAUUCGUGUUCAAGGCAGCAUCGAAUUCAAUAAAAAAGUGCAGCCAAUCAAUUAUGAUGGAGCAGAACCAUCACCUGGCACUCAACUAUUAGCUACCGGCUGGGGAAUGCUUAACUUUCCGGGUGAUUCACCAGAAGACCUGCAGCAGCUCAAAAUAAAGGCCAUUUCCUGUGAAGAGUGUCAAAAAACAUGGCCUGGUAUCGAUGCAAGCGUUCUUUGUACAUCAA